Messenger RNA from Trypanosoma grayi, 2385 nucleotides. RefSeq names its product putative DNA-repair protein. Gene Ontology annotation, cellular component: nucleotide-excision repair factor 2 complex; nucleus; XPC complex. Gene Ontology annotation, biological process: mismatch repair; nucleotide-excision repair. Gene Ontology annotation, molecular function: single-stranded DNA binding; damaged DNA binding. Lineage: Eukaryota; Euglenozoa; Kinetoplastea; Trypanosomatida; Trypanosomatidae. The coding region runs from base 1 to 2385 and encodes 794 amino acids. The record is from RefSeq and is a predicted model, not a curated record. The transcript has a single exon.
AUGUCGCCGACUCCACGUUCACUCUAUACACCAUUAUUCGUGCCACUUCUUGCUGUUAUUAUUUUCAUUGAUGUAGAGGUGGUGUUUAUGGAGGAAUCACGUCAAGAGAAGACACAAACUGUGGCGGCAGCGGCGGCGCUGAAUGUUGAUGGGUAUUUGCGCAAUGCGUCGAGGCGGCUCCGCAUCCCCAGCGCACAGGGCGGAAGGGGUACACGGCGCAAGUUGGCAAUGGUGACAGCAGCGAAUGUGGAGAGUUCACACCAGCUCGCAGCAGACGCCAACGCCGCACAAGCCCCCGAUAUGGACGAGGAGUGGGAUGAAGUAGUGUUGCCGAAUGCCGGCGUCGCAACUGUAAAGAAAGACGAAGAAAGGGCAAAAGCGGAAGAGAAGGUUGACUUCCACGCAGUCAAAAAGGAUGUUGUCCCGUCCACUCCAGGUGAUGGCAGCAUCAAGGCAGAGGCGCUACAGGUUGAUGAUGAGGGCAUGGACACUGAUGCGCAACCAUCAAGGGAAGGUACGCGACCUCCGUUGGCUAAUACGCCAAUGCGACACUGGGGUCAUCGAGACCCGGCUUAUGAGAGGAUGCUUGAGCAGCAGCAGCUUAUUGCUGCCCAACGGCGCUCCGAACGUAUUCGACGUGCUGCAGAGGGUAUUUCUCUUUUAGUUUUUGCACUGCAACGUGGCAAAGUGGUCGUGCGUGAGUCUCGUCAUCCGAUGUUGGUGCGGAGGUUAUUGCGGCUCCGGAUUGGUGAAGGGAUUGCCGGGCAAGCGUAUCCCUUAUUGCAUGCAGUGCAACAGGCCAAGGGGUGUUAUCAACGCGCCCUUGAUCCUUCUGCGAAGAGACCCACUUUGGCGCCUUGCUGGGUGACCACAAGCAAGGAUACCGUCAAGAGUCAUACCUCGGAUGCCAUUAUGGCUCUUCUUCGUGGACUCACGUUGGUGUUCACUCUGGAGAAUGACGUUAGCACUGAGGUCUUGUCCAACUGGGCUGCCCCCAUCCAGUUUGAGUACUUUUUUAAACUGUUAGCGCAGAGGCAAGAUCCAUCUCGCGCAUCUACGGCCUUCAAAGUAACGGUUCCACACUCUUUGUAUUUGUGCGCCGCAUUUAUUUCACUUGCCACCGUUACAGGCAUGUCAUGUCGGCUGGUGUUGGCGAUUCAGAAGGGUCGGGUGCGACAGCUUAGCGGUGAUGUUGUCGCCACAGAAACGAGACCAAAAGAGAUGAUGGCACCGUUUCUCUCGUUUACAAAGCGGCAGCGUACCGAGGCAGGUGGCGGGAGCGACAGUGCGUCGCAAAAGUUACCAUCGUCUUGCUUCUGGGUGGAGGUGUGGUGCCCACAGCGUGAGUGCUUUAUCUCUGUCAAUCCAUGCGAAGGCUGCACUACGCUGUGGGGUGCCCCGUACACGUUUUCAGUGGGUGGUGAUGUUGUGGUGGAUGUGACACCGCGUUACUUCACCAGGUACAGCAACGCCUUCUCCCAGCGGUGGGGUCGCUGCGAUCAGUACCGCUUUUUUUGGAAAAACUUGAAAUGGGACGACAACAGGGAGGCCUCCGAAGUUGUUGUUGACACAUUCCGUAAGGAUAUGACGCGUUUGACGCGAGAGCAACUGCAACGGGAGCGCAAGCAACUAAAUUCUCUCACCUACGCCGAGGAGAUACCAAAAACACUCACAGCCCUUCAAAAGCAUCCUCUUUUUGUUCUGGAAAGCGAGCUCGCACGACAUGAAGGGGUGUACCCUAAAGACAAGACCACCAUUGUCGGUAGUGUAAAGGGUCACACUGUGUACAAGCGGUCUGCAAUUGUGAAUUUGCGCAGUCAGGACGGUUGGCUUCGUGCUGGACGCUGUGUACGAAGUGAGGAGGAGGCACCAUACAAGGUAGUGCCGCCACCAGCCUCACGACCCUUUGUAUCGCCCUCUCUCUUCUUUGGUGUAUGGCAGACCAAGCCGUUUGAACCGCUGCCACUCCGUAGCGAUGGAACGCUGCCAUACCAUGGCAAGACUCGCUGGUACGUGCUCCUCGACCGAAAAGCACCGCCAGGUUUGGUGCACAUUCAUCGACCUAAUAUUGCUCGAGUGGCGCGACGUAUGGAGAUUGAGUUUGGGCUUGCUGUUAUGGGUUUCAAGCGACGCCGAAUAAAUGAGCGUCGUUUCUCACAGUGGGAAACAGUUAUUGACGGCAUUGUUGUGAAGGAGGUGGAUGCGGCUAAUCUUUUGCAUGCAUACAACGAGUGGAGGCAGCUUACAGAGGAACAGGAGGCUGCCAAACGGCGGCAACGUGCCAAUCGGUGGUGGUUGCAUUUUGCGCAGCGUAUGUUGUCUAUGCAGCGUGUUCGUGAGCAGUACUUGGAGGGUGCGAUGCAUGGAGCUCUUUCCACGCUAUGA